AUGAGCGCACCGGAUCCGUUCCGCACCGAGUGCCUCGCCCGAGAUGUUAUCAACAAUCUCGUCAACAAGCCCGCCGCCGAGGGAGACGCCGUCGUGGCUGCCGUGACCGAGUUCUCCAAACAGGUCAAGGCUGCCGCUGCCGUUUCCUCGUUGGCACUAGCCGACUAUGUCUGGACCAUUUUUCGUGUCGUCUUCGACAUUGCCGCCGCCACGCCGGCCGAGCGCCAGGGCCCGCUGGUCGACUUUCUCGUGCAGCUACGCAAAGCCCCCGUCACGGGUGCCGACGACCAGCCGCUCACCUACGAGGGCGGCCUCGUCUGGACAGAUCUGCCCACCUUUGGCUGGGUGGCGCGCGAGUACUUUAACUAUGCAGAUUUGGAUCUCGAUCAGGCAAAAACCCUGUCGCUCGGGAACCAGCUCGCGUUCAUGGCCAAGCUGACGGCCAUCGCCGGCGCCGACAAGCCAAAGGACGCCUUCGACUUCGCCCUGUUCGCGCUGUGGUCACUGCGCACCGCCUUUGAAGAGGCUCCCCCGGCCGGCCAGAGCGCCGCCAGCAAGGUCAAGCUCGCCGAACUUGCUGCCGUCUGGGUCCGCUUUGCCAGCGACGCCCUACACACGAUGUGCGAGGAGAACCGCCCCUUCGUCGCCAACCAGGGCGCCCCGGGCGACAAGUACAAAGACCGCAAGUGGAAGGGCUUCAACCAGGAGCGCUGGGGGAUUUGGCUGGAGGGUCUGAAGGCGGCAGGCAUAGAGCUUUAG
This is a messenger RNA of Lasiosphaeria miniovina, 759 nucleotides long. RefSeq lists its product as uncharacterized. The coding region runs from base 1 to 759 and encodes 252 amino acids. NCBI's taxonomy places the organism in Eukaryota, Fungi, Ascomycota, Sordariomycetes, Sordariales, Lasiosphaeriaceae. The transcript has 2 exons. The record is from RefSeq and is a predicted model, not a curated record.